Oldenlandia corymbosa var. corymbosa is the source of this 306-nucleotide messenger RNA. Lineage: Eukaryota; Viridiplantae; Streptophyta; Magnoliopsida; Gentianales; Rubiaceae. The record is from the annotation of a GenBank genome assembly.
AUGGAAGCUGGUCGAAUCGGACUAAUGUUGAUGGCUGCAGCUGGCUAUGACCCGCAUCAUGCCCCAAAGUUCUACGAGAAAUAUGAUAAUGCUCACGGAGAUAAUUUCUUGAAGGCAACCCAUCCUUCUGGAGAGAAAAGAGCAAAGGCGCUGAGAAAGGAUAAAGUGAUGAAUAAAGCCAAGGACUUGUAUGAUCAAGCUCGUGCCAGACGUGAACUUGAAAGUUUUAAUGAAGAAUCAUCGGAUUUUACAUUUGGCAACAGUUUGUUUGAAGAUGAUGAUAAGGGAUUUGAUUUCAUAUCCUAG